Molecule: messenger RNA, 1638 nt
Organism: Sclerotinia borealis F-4128
Lineage: Eukaryota; Fungi; Ascomycota; Leotiomycetes; Helotiales; Sclerotiniaceae
Source: the annotation of a GenBank genome assembly
AUGUCUUCUACACAGUCUGCCGCUGAAGUUGAACCUCAUAAGAUUUUCGAUACUAUCCUUACUUUAGAUUUUGGCUCCCAAUACACUCAUCUUAUCACCAGACGUUUGCGUGAACUCAAUGUCUACUCCGAAAUGCUCCCGUGCACACAAAAGCUUGCAGAUCUCGACUGGAAGCCAAAAGGAAUCAUCUUGUCUGGAGGGCCCUACUCAGUAUACGAAGAUGGUGCACCACACGUUGACCCAGCAUACUUUGAACUUGGAGUCCCCAUUCUUGGAAUAUGCUACGGAAUGCAAGAGAUUGCUUAUAGAAUCAGCAAAGACAAUGUCAGUGCUGGCACCGCUCGCGAGUUCGGGCAUGCAGAUUUAAAAGCAAAGAAAAUUGAUAAUGGACAUGUGGAUAAACUAUUCGCAGGAUUGGAGGACGAUAUCAAAGUGUGGAUGAGUCAUGGUGAUAAAUUGAUUGCAUUACCCACAGGAUUCCAUACUAUUGCUACGACACAGAAUUCUGAGUAUGCAGCAAUUGCGCAUGAAAGUCAACACAUUUAUGGUCUUCAAUUCCACCCUGAAGUUACUCACACCGAAAAUGGAAUUCAACUCCUCAAGAACUUCGCUGUCGAUAUCUGCGGAGCUCAAACAAACUGGUCCAUGGCAAAAUUCGUUGAUCAAGAAAUCACCAGAAUUCGUAAAUUGGUUGGAGAGAAGGGUCAAGUGUUGGGUGCUGUCAGUGGAGGUGUUGAUUCAACUGUCGCUGCCAAAUUAAUGCACGAGGCUAUUGGAGAUCGGUUCCAUGCCGUUCUCGUCAACAACGGUGUUAUGCGAUUGAACGAGUGCGAACAAGUACGAAAGACAUUAACAGAAAAUCUCGGCAUCAACUUAAUUGUGGCAGAUGCGUCUGACCAAUUCCUUGAUGGCUUAGCAGGACUUGACGAACCGGAAGCAAAGAGAAAGUUCAUUGGAGGAAAAUUCAUUGAUAUUUUUGAAGCCGAGGCCAAGAAAAUUGAAGACGCAGCCGCCAAUUCAGACAAAGCAGGAAAGAUUGAAUUCUUCUUGCAAGGAACUUUAUACCCAGAUGUCAUUGAAAGUAUCUCUUUCAAGGGCCCAUCCGCAACAAUCAAAACACAUCACAACGUUGGUGGUCUCCCUAAACGCAUGACGGAAGGCCAAGGACUCAAACUUAUUGAACCUUUGAGAGAAUUGUUCAAGGAUGAAGUUAGACAAUUGGGACGAGAGUUAGGUAUUGCUCACGAACUCGUUAUGCGUCAUCCUUUCCCAGGCCCAGGUAUUGCUAUUCGUGUCUUGGGAGAAGUCACUCGGGAACGUGUCGAAAUGGCUAGACAAGCCGAUCAUAUCUUCAUUUCUAUGAUCAGAGAGGCAGGCCUCUAUGACAAGAUCGGACAAGCAUUUGCGGCUGUCGAUCCAAGUAAAGCGGUGGGUGUUAUGGGUGAUAAGAGAGUGUAUGGAAACAUUGUUAUUUUGAGAGCAGUCGAGACCACGGAUUUCAUGACGGCCAUCGCAUAUCCAUUUGAGAACGCUUUCUUGAGCAAAGUGUCCACAAGAAUCAUCAAUGAAGUUCAUGGCGUCUGCAGAGUGGUAUAUGAUUACACUAGCAAGCCUCCUGGAACCAUUGAGUUGGAGUAA